UGCAAGACAAUGGAAAUACAACUAUUUCUUUAUUUGUAGAUGAUCAACAAAAAUAUAAUUACAAAAGUUAUUUUGUCUCAUUUCAGCACGCUUGGGAACUGUGUCAUCAUGAACUUGAUAAUGGGCGCUUGUUUCAGUUAAAGAAUGACUGCAUUCAAGUCGAAAUUUCUGAAGAAACUAAAAUGAAGUACCUAAUACCAACAACCUAUGGACCUGGAGUUAUCACCACUGGAUUAAUUGAUCAUCUUGUCAUUAGUCAUAACAAGUUCAUUAGACUUUGCCGCAAAUUUGUAGAAGAUUCACUUAAAAAAAAUUGGCUGUGGCAAAGCCCAAAAGUGCCAUUGCAAGAGUUAAACUCUAAGCAUUUUGUGAAGUGUUCUGAUGAAUUUGUCAAGCUAGUCCAAUCUCAUAGUGUAUAUGUAACCUCUAAUGGAAAUGUUAAAAUUCAAAUAAAUGAUUUUGAAAUCAUUGAAAGAGAUUUUGUUCAGGAAUUUGCAUUAGGAAAACCAAUCAUAACCCAUGUCUUAGAUAUUCCUCAGGUCAUAUGGAAGCGUCCUGUUCACAAUACACAAAUUAUUACAGCUGUUAAAAAGAAUAUUCCUCAACAAGCACUGCCUCCUCAAGUCCGGUCAGGGAUUCUGAUGGAUCUCAAAGAUAACUUAGCAGAGAUGACAGAUAUAUGUGAAAUAAUUGAGACGGUAAUGAGGUUCCUUCAAAUCAAAAAAGAACCAGCAAAAAAGAAAUUAAAAGAAUAUGUAGAGAAUGAUUUGAUUAUUGUUGGUAAACUAAGAAGUGAAAAGGUUACUGAUUUCUGCUGCUUAGAGCAUGUUGUGCCAUUGUGGAGGUUUUUGAAUGCUGAACGUGCUAAAUAUAGAGUUCGAAAUGAAGAGGAUCCAUUCACUGUUAAACAAGAAUUUAUGGAAGAACUAGAUGAUGAACAAAAAUUGUCCCUUGAAAUGGCAAUCAGUAAAAUGACUAACAUAGAUAACAUGUUAGAAGUGAUUUAUGAGAUGAUACAGACCUAUGUACAAACAUGUAAUCUGGAAGACAAGCAUAAGCAUUUGAGAGUAGUCUUGUUUGACUAUGUGCAUCAAACCAAAUCUGAGCCCAUUUCUCACCUUAUGGAGUUCUUUCCUCCUGAUAUUAAGCUUAGUCAAGUUGUCUGUACAUGGAAGGAAAUAGUUCGUCUUCAAGAUGCAACAAAGAAAAAGAUUCGUUAACUUUUACAUAUAAUUAAUUAUAGGCCUUAUUAGUGUUAUUA
Molecule: messenger RNA, 1261 nt
Organism: Amphimedon queenslandica
Lineage: Eukaryota; Metazoa; Porifera; Demospongiae; Haplosclerida; Niphatidae
Product: E3 ubiquitin-protein ligase rnf213-alpha-like
Exons: 8
Coding region: 183-1220 (345 amino acids)
Molecular function (GO): ATP hydrolysis activity; ubiquitin-protein transferase activity
Source: RefSeq, a predicted model, not a curated record